AUGAAGUUGUCACCGUGUUUGAUUUGCAAAUCAGAAGUAUGUGUCAUGGAGUCAUUCUACUCACUCCUGGUUAAAUCGCUGAUCACGGCGUCCACAUUUAUUCUGGUCACCUUGAUUGUCUUUUACCACGCGGUUGACAUAAAGCUAUUUUCAGUCAAUAAUUGUAUUGAAGAUUGGCGCAUUGCGACCAGUCCGCGAAAAAUGGGUUUUGUCGUUCUCGAAGUAUUGCUCUGUAUGAUUCAUCCGCCACCCAUAUUGUCCAACUACAUGUGGCCAAGUGAUCAACUUCACUCGGACUCUUCAUACGAUCAUUCAUCUCAUCCGGAUGUGACUUUCCCACCGCCACGAUACACGACUGCUGUGCCCGGCGAGCAUCAUUCAAUCUCAUCCAAAUUACACAUUCCUGACACCGAGAAUUCCAGUGCCUCUUAUGCGACCGUGUUCACCACGCCUUACAUCACCAGUACACCACGAUUUGUAGAGCAUAAAUCGGAAUUUAUCUCACUCGAGUUGAGUUUAUCGAUUCCAAUGUUUUUACGCUUGUACUUGAUUUUUCGAGUACUCCUACUCCAUUCGACUUUCUUCACGGACGCCGGAUCGCGUAGUAUCGGUGCGUUGAAUCGGGUGAAAAUUAAUGUGCGAUUCGUGUUGAAAACGCUUGCAACCGCACAACCGGGCACAAUGCUCCUCAUUUUCAUUCUCUUCAUGUGGGUAAUCACCAGCUGGAUUAUGCGAGUUUGUGAAAGGUUAGUUUACCCAAUUGAAUCAUAUGGUUUGGUGUGCUGA
Messenger RNA from Echinostoma caproni, 786 nucleotides. The record is from the annotation of a GenBank genome assembly. NCBI's taxonomy places the organism in Eukaryota, Metazoa, Platyhelminthes, Trematoda, Plagiorchiida, Echinostomatidae.